AUGGCGCAACUCGCAAUCAACGGCGACCAUGCCCCGCCGACCCACCACGACACCGCCGACAUCGACCUCUCCGACGCCGCGAACAACAAGCGCAAGCGCGAACAUGCCGCUGACGUGUCCGAAGCCGCAACAACACUGCAAUCGCGGACGAGGCAGAUACAGAGGGACAUACUACAGCUCUUGGAACAACACGACACCGAGCCAUCAUUCCUCAAGCACACCUUCACAAAUGCUCCCUCCCAUCAGCCACAGCAAAAGAAGGCCAGACUGUCCGAGCCAGCCAGCGAGGCCUCUACUAUAGCCACAAACCUCGACCAUGCCAGCUACACUACACUACACCAAAUCAAGAGCGAUGCCGCUGUCGUAUGCGAACAGCUUGCGACCUCGAUCCGUGCCAAGGCGAAAGACAGAGAUGGUAAUGCCGGUGGCAGGCCAUCGGUGGAUGACCUGAAACACCUACAUAAGAUCCACGCACUCGAGUCGCUGAUCAGACAUGUCGUGGACAAGGAGUCGCAGUACCUGGGUCUGCAAGAACGGCAGGCCAAGCCAACCAAGAAGGAGGAACUGGCGAAUGGCCAUCCUACAGACACCGGAACAGCAACAACGUCAGCCAGCAAGUCGGGCUCAGUGCUCACCCUCUUUGGCAAUGCGCCCACCCCCAAGCAGCUCUUCUCGUCGAUGCAGAACCCAUCAGCUGCUCGUGGGGACUCGGCCGUUGAGAAUGAGCUGCCCGUAGAGGAGAUGAGCCUCCCGAAUGGCAUCACAGCUACCAAGGUCGUCGCAGGUCCGGUGGAGAGCAAGAAAGGCCCGACGUUGGAGGAAGCCUUUCCUCCGCCGUACAACUUGCCAGCACUCCAACCACCAAAAGCACACAAGAGGUCCUCCACCCGAGAUCAGUCUGUCACGUGGGAAUUUAAAGAUCCAGUGCAAAGGAGCAAGAAAGGUGCAGGCUAUACGGUGCAGUCCCUGACCGUGGGGAAUUGGCUGGCCUAUGGUGGUAAAGAUGGCGCAGAUGCCGACGCGACACGAGAGAAGAGAAAGCAGCGCGAUCGUGCUCUUAGCAGCAGCGCCGGUGAGCCUGCACAACGACCUGACAAAGCCGCUCUGGAGGAAGCAUUGGCCAAAGAAGAGGAGGAACUAUUCCGAAGAGCGUACUCUAGUUUUGCGCCUUCUAUGGACAACUCGAAUGCCGUCGUACCCGAAGAGACCAAGAAUCUGGUAUGGUGGCACAAGACUGGUAACAAACGAUUCAACGACAGCUUCGCGAUCGAUCCUGCACUGCUGGACGAGACUGAACCUUCAGUGGUGCCGUUCGAGAGUAUCGAUCACGAUUCAGCGAUUGAGGUCGAUGAUUUCGACAAGGUCAUGGAAGACGUGGAGGCACUCGAGAGCGUCACGCCCGACCCAGAACCCGUCAAGUCAAAGACCGAUGUUGAGCAAGUGCUGCAAAAAGUCUCCGAACUUCUCGAGACUCUCGCAUCGUAUCAACGGAACCGCACUGCUAGCCUUGCGACCUCGACAGCACCCUCGCGGACACCUCUAUCACCUGCUCCGAUUGUGGCAUCGCAGCUGGGUAAGCCAGACGAGCCAUCAGAGGAAGAAGUCAACACUUACUACAGCCUCCAACGCGAGAUUGCCUACCUGGUCAUGAAGCUUCCCCCUUACGCUGUAGCGAAGCUCGACGGUGAUCAGCUGUCUGAGCUCGGCGUGAAGAAGCUCAUCAAAUUCCACACCAAAGACAUUAAGGGUGUCAUGGAGGAAGACUCGGUCACUCGGCUAGCAAAAGCACAAGCACUUGCCACAGCAUCGAGCAUUGCCAGCCUUGCUCGACCCAACUCAUCAGCCGGACAGCAUUACAGUACCACCGCAAACCGUACACCUGCGAUCGGCCAGGCAGCCAACACACGCUACGGUCAACAAUUUGGCGCGAAGACACCAGCAUUGCCUCAGUUCCAGCGUCAAGCUAGCAACCCACUUUCGUACGGCACACCAACCGCGACCGCGCCACGACCGAAUUACACCCAACCGAACCAGUACACCCGCCCAGGUGCGCCACAGGGUGGCUUUGGGUCCACUCCAGCUGGACAAUUCUAUCAGCGUCCAGCACAGACUCCAGGCGGAUUCGGCGGUUUCGGCCAGACGUACCAGUCAACACCGCAAUCACAACAACGCUACACGCCUCAGGCACAACCCCAAUACCCGUUGCCACCGCGCUCAGUGGCGCAAACCGCCGCUGCGAACGCCGUUGGUUAUCAGACUAACUCUUCGGCACAGCAACAGGCAUUCCCACGCACCGCUUCGCCAGCCAAGCCAGCGGGCUUUCCUGCCGUCUCGAUGGCACCGAACCCGAUGCAGCAAGCGGGUCAGCAGCGCCCGGUCUACCCUAUUCAGGCAGGCUCGGGCAGAGUAACGCCAAACAACUACCCAUCGCAACCACACACACCCGUCAACGGCUUCAGACCGCCACCACAAACCUUGCAACCUCGACCAGCCAACACUACACCACAACCACCAAGCCAAGGACCACUUUCGACCGGAGCACCAGCAGCGCAAACGAAUGGUACCUCGUAA
This is a messenger RNA of Fulvia fulva, 2571 nucleotides long. RefSeq lists its product as uncharacterized. Bases 1 to 2571 code for a protein of 856 amino acids. Lineage: Eukaryota; Fungi; Ascomycota; Dothideomycetes; Mycosphaerellales; Mycosphaerellaceae. The transcript is spliced from 2 exons. The record is from RefSeq and is a predicted model, not a curated record.